Molecule: messenger RNA, 2302 nt
Organism: Punica granatum (pomegranate)
Lineage: Eukaryota; Viridiplantae; Streptophyta; Magnoliopsida; Myrtales; Lythraceae
Source: RefSeq, a predicted model, not a curated record
GAGCUCCGCCUGGUGCAUGUUUUCCGAGGCUGCUAAUUCCCUGCAUUACAGAGCAGAACAGCAGACGAGGAAAGGGGAACCCAAUUCCCCUGCGUUCCGUAUUCCCUGCUUCCUCCUUCCAAAGACAGCAAAGCAGAACAGGGAGCAGAAGCAGCAGCCGCAGCACCUUCUCUCUCAACAGCAAAUCGAGAGAGAGAGAGAGAGAGAGAGAGAGAGAGAGAGAGAGAGAGAGAGAGAGAGAGAGAGAGAGAGAGAGAGAGAGAGAGAGAGAGAGAGGUGUGUGUGUGAGAGAGAGCAGGAGGAGAUUCACCUAACCUUCUUCUUCUUCUUCUCCUCCUCUCUUCUAGGCAAGGUCUCUUGAAACCCCCCUUCCUCUCUCUCUCUCUCUCUCUCUCGCGUAAAGGCAUUCCUUUUUGUUUCCACCGCCUCCCCUCCUCGGGUUAUUCGCAUCCCUAAUUGAUUCCUUUGUUGUUCGCCUUUUGUGAAAAUCCGAUUCUUUUACGUUGCCCACCAACCAAAAAUCCAAUCUCUACCCCUGACCACGUCUCAUUUUUAUUAUCCCAAUUAGUUAAGACUCGAAUUCAAUCUUUUGUUUGAAUUUCAUCGAGACAUUGAUAGUUGGUUCUGGGUUUUCGCUGGAACCUGCCGAGGUAUCUUCUUACGGAGAUUUUGGUGGAUAGGUAGGAGAAAUAGUAGUUCUUCUGAGUUUCUGGGUCUGUAGGAAGUGUUUGCUGUUUCGUCUUGAGGAUUUGGAAUCAAUGGGCAGAAAGGCAAUACAGCUGUUCGAUGACUGGAAAGAUGGGUUUCUAUCUAUCAGCGGUUUGGGCUCUCAGUUGAGCUUUGGAGACUCAGACCUCUACCCUGUGGGUGGAUUAUUUGCGAGUGUCGGUCAGAUGGGAAUGAAUUUCGGGGUCUCACCGAAUCCUCCAAAUCGAGACACUGGAGGCGGCGGUGGUGGAGGAGGGGGUAUAAAGCUGCCUCACUCUGAUUUAUUAGUAAAAUAUGUUUCCUCUGAUGAAGGGGUUCGUAUAGUUGGAGUUGCUGAAGAGGAAGGAAUUUCGCAGAAGAAGAAGAAAAAUGGGCUUAAGUUGAAAAUUAAAAUUAGGAACCCCUCGUUGAGGAGGUUGAUAAGUGGGGGUAUUGCUGGUGCAGUCUCAAGGACUGCAGUGGCCCCAUUGGAGACGAUAAGGACUCACUUGAUGGUUGGGAGCAGUGGGAAUUCAACCACUGAGGUGUUCCACAAUAUCAUGAAGACUGAUGGGUGGAAGGGAUUGUUUAGGGGUAAUUUGGUAAAUGUAAUUCGGGUUGCUCCCAGCAAGGCCAUUGAGCUGUUUGCUUAUGAUACAGUCAACAAGCAGCUAUCAUCCAAACCAGGUGAGCAGCAGAAGAUUUCAAUCCCGCCAUCGUUGAUCGCGGGGGCCUGUGCUGGUGUAAGCUCUACAAUUUGCACAUAUCCUCUUGAGUUGGUCAAAACUCGGCUUACCAUUCAGAGAGGUGUUUACAAUGGAUUGCUCGAUGCAUUUAUAAAGAUUGUGAGGGAGGAGGGGCCCUCAGAGCUCUAUAGGGGCCUUGCCCCAAGCCUCAUUGGGGUCAUUCCCUAUGCUGCCACCAACUACUUUGCCUAUGACACCCUAAGGAAGGCCUACCGCAAGGUCUUCAAGCAGGAGAAGAUCGGCAACAUCGAGACUCUCCUGAUUGGUUCUGCAGCCGGAGCCAUCUCGAGCUCUGCAACAUUCCCCUUGGAGGUCGCCCGCAAGCACAUGCAGGUAGGGGCACUCAGUGGGAGGCAAGUGUAUAAGAAUGUAAUCCAUGCUCUUGCAAGCAUUCUCGAGCAGGAAGGAGUCCAGGGACUGUACCGCGGGCUGGGCCCGAGCUGCAUGAAGCUCGUCCCGGCUGCAGGGAUAUCGUUCAUGUGCUAUGAAGCAUGCAAGAGAAUACUAGUGGACGACGACGAGGAGGCGUAGAAAAAGUAAAAGAAGGGGUGGUGGACAAAGGAUGAGUGCGAAGUUUUGUACCUGACUGGGAGAUUGCCUGUGGCAAGUCGGAUCAUGUGGAUGCCACAUGGACUCCUGCUAAGUCGAGUUAACUUCGAUCUGUCUGUCGCGGUGAGAGAUUUCUCAUGAGGUCGAACUUGAUUGGCAUUGUUUUACUUCUGUGUUAGUAAUACCUUUGGAAGGGGGAUUGAAGCCUUUUUUUAUAUAUAUAUAUUUUUUAUUUGAGGAGCUUCUUGUCUUGUCAGGUGACUUUUGUGCCUUUUUCGAGAUUUUGUGACUGGGAGUAUGAGUCGACACACACAUUUUGA